Molecule: messenger RNA, 2391 nt
Organism: Condylura cristata (star-nosed mole)
Lineage: Eukaryota; Metazoa; Chordata; Mammalia; Eulipotyphla; Talpidae
Gene: ESYT2
Product: extended synaptotagmin-like protein 2
Exons: 19
Biological process (GO): lipid transport
Molecular function (GO): lipid binding
Source: RefSeq, a predicted model, not a curated record
GUUCACUUUCCAGACACCGAAAGAGCAGAGUGGCUGAACAAGACCGUGAAGCACAUGUGGCCUUUUAUUUGCCAGUUUAUAGAGAAGUUGUUUCGAGAAACCAUAGAGCCCGCCGUGCGGGGCGCAAACGCCCACCUCAGCACCUUCAGCUUCAGCAAGGUGGAUGUGGGGCAGCAGCCCCUCAGGAUCAACGGCGUUAAGGUGUACACGGAAAACGUGGAUAAAAGGCAGAUUAUUCUGGACCUUCAGAUUAGUUUUGUAGGAAAUUGUGAGAUUGAUCUGGAAAUCAAGCGGUAUUUUUGCAGAGCUGGUGUGCAGAGCAUACAGAUUCACGGCACGAUGCGGGUGAUCCUGGAGCCUCUGAUCGGGGACAUGCCGCUGGUGGGCGCGCUGUCGCUCUUCUUCCUGCGGAAGCCGCUUUUAGAAAUUAACUGGACGGGACUGACCAACCUUCUCGAUAUCCCUGGGUUGAACGGCUUGUCAGACACCAUCAUUCUGGACAUCAUCUCGAACUACCUGGUGCUCCCCAACCGGAUCACGGUGCCUCUCGUCAGCGAGGUCCAGAUCGCGCAGCUGCGGUUCCCGAUACCAAAGGGUGUCUUAAGGAUCCACUUCAUCGAGGCUCAGGACCUUCAGGGGAAAGACACUUACCUUAAGGGGCUCGUCAAGGGAAAGUCGGACCCCUACGGGGUUAUCCGAGUUGGCAACCAAAUCUUCCAAAGCAAGGUCAUCAAAGAGAGCCUCAGCCCCAAGUGGGACGAAGUCUACGAGGCCCUAGUCUACGAGCACCCGGGGCAGGAGCUGGAGAUCGAGCUGUUCGACGAGGACCCAGACAAGGACGACUUUCUGGGCAGCCUCAUGAUCGACCUGACCGAAGUGGAGAAGGAGCGCCUUCUGGACGAGUGGUUCGCCCUGGACGAGGUCCCCAGAGGAAAGCUGCACCUGCGGCUGGAGUGGCUCACCCUGGCGCCCGACGCCUCCGGCCUGGACAAGGUGCUGGCGGACAUCCGCGCCGACAAAGACCAAGCCGCCGACGGGCUCUCCUCCUCGCUGCUCAUCCUGUACCUGGACUCGGCCAGGAACCUCCCGUCGGGGAAGAAGGUGAACAGCACCCCGAACCCUCUUGUCCAGAUGUCCGUGGGGCACAAGGCUCAGGAGAGCAAGAUUCGGUACAAAACCAGCGAGCCGGUGUGGGAGGAGAACUUCACCUUCUUCAUCCACAACCCCAGGCGCCAGGACCUCGAAGUCGAGGUGAAGGACCAGCAUCACCAGUGCUCCCUGGGGAGCCUGACCAUCCCGCUCAGCCAGCUGCUCACCAGCGAGGACAUGACCCUGAGCCAGCGCUUCCAGCUGAGUAACUCUGGCCCCGGCAGCUCCCUGAAGAUGAAGAUCGCCCUCAGGGUGCUGCACCUGGAGAAGCAGGCCCGGGCGCCCGACCACCAGCACUCGGCGCAGGUGAAGCGGCCGGUCACGUCCAAAGACGGGAGGAGAGUGUCCGUGCGGUCCCAGGCGUCAGCGUCACCCGGCGCGGGCACAGCCCCGCCCACACCCGUCCUGGGGGCCGGCGAGCAGCCCCGCGCGGGCACAGCCCCGCCCCCAAGGAAACACUUUUUGUUAGGAGAGAGACUUGGGGCGUAGCUGAGGUCAUCACGGGAGGUCACGGUCGUGGCGUCUGGGGCCCACGUGCCCCUGAGAGAGCGGGGCCCCGGGGCGGUCGCCGGCCUGCGAGCGCUGCCGUGUGUCCAUUGCAGCGGGACGACCCUGGGCCAGUCCCCGCUGGGGCAGGUGCAGCUGACGGUGCGGCACAGCUCGCAGAGGAACAAGCUGGUGGUGGUGGUGCACGCCUGCAGGAACCUCAUCGCCUUCUCAGAGGACGGCUCCGACCCCUACGUCCGCCUGUACCUGCUGCCGGACAAGCGGCGCUCGGGAAGGAGGAAAACCCACGUCUCCAAGAAAACCCUGAACCCCGUGUUUGACCAGAGCUUUGACUUCAGCGUCUCGCUGCCCGAGGUACAGAGGAGGACGCUGGACGUGGCCGUGAAGAACAGCGGCGGCUUCCUGUCCAAAGACAAAGGGCUUCUCGGCAAAGUCAGUGUGGAGCCCCGGGCUGCCCGCCGCGCAGGCCCGAGUCUGGGUGGGGGCCAGGCCCGAGGCUGUCCGGGGCGCGGUGGGCAGCGAGGGCCUUCCGUUUGUCUCUACUCGGUGCCACCCUGAGGGCAGCUCCGUGGGCGCCCCGCGCCCCCGCUGCCUUUCCUGCGCCCGCAUCCGCAUGUCUGGUGCGUGUUCGCGAGUGUGAACUCGCGCGGGAGCAUGUUCGCUCCGGUGCACACGGCGCGCCCGGGACAGGCUGCUGCAGACCACAGGGGCUCGGCCACGGCCCUGCCCCGCGCC